Molecule: messenger RNA, 713 nt
Organism: Rosa rugosa (rugosa rose)
Lineage: Eukaryota; Viridiplantae; Streptophyta; Magnoliopsida; Rosales; Rosaceae
Exons: 2
Coding region: 229-540 (103 amino acids)
Source: RefSeq, a predicted model, not a curated record
UUCGUUUUCUUGCUUCUUCUUCGUCUUCUACCUUUCACCAUCUUCAUCAAAACUAAACAUUAUUUACUUCUGUCUUAUUAUUCAACUAAUUAGACAUACAAGUGCGACCAUUGUUGCAACUAGUAGCCUAUAAAUCUUCUAGUUCCGUCUUGCCACACAAAGAUCUUGAAGAUUUUGACUUCUACAGGAAAAAAAAAAAACAAUACAAAAGUUUCUUUUAUAGUUUCGAUGGCUGUUGUUAGAGCCUUCAUGUCUAAGCUCAUGCCUCGAGUACCCAUACUGAACACCAUGCAAUGGAGAAUUACUCCUGUUCGAUGUGCUUCUGGACCCGUAUUGCCAGGUCUUGGUACAGGAAGCGGUCCACAGAUCAAUCUCAUACCUGAAGGUGAUACUAUUACAGAUGAGGACGAUCAGGAGCAGAAAGAUGUCAACACCUCAAACAACAUGUAUAUCAACGAAGAUGAAAUCGUGGAGGAGCCAAUUCCAGCACAAGUCAAUGAUUAUGGAAGCUCAGAUGAGUCUCCGAUUAGUAAUGAAUAAGGUUCCGACAUGGAUGCAUGGGAGUACGUGAUGGGUUUAUUAAGAUUUUUUUGGUUUGCCAUUGCACCUCGUAUAUUAGAUGUAUGAAUGGUUUGGAAUAAAGCUUGUGCUUGAUGAGCUUACGUGUGGUAUAUUAUUGAGGUUGAUCGAAAAAAUUAUCGUUAUUAAUUAGA